UCUAGCCACACGGUGGCCUGAGUUAACUGGAGCCAGGCCCUCAACCCUCUGGUGCCGGCCGCAAGGUCAACUUGAACACAGGCAACACUGGCCACGGCUGGGGCAGCGGAGCGCAGCUCUGGACUCACUCUGCCCGAGAGCCAGCGUGCAGGAGGGUGGGGAGGGAGCCACAGCAGGGCUGGCAGCCCCUUCACCACGAGAAGAGCAGAUUUAGUACAAAGUGAGCAUUUACAGUGGCCCUGGGCAAUAUUAGAGCCGGCGCUGGUGAAGUGCCGAAGAUUGUGAUAUUAGGUCCGCCCGCCUCGGGGAAAACAACUAUCGCAAUGUGGCUCUGCAAACACCUGAGCAGCAAUCUCCUCACCAGCGACAACUUGAUAGAAAGAAAAUCUUCCUCUGUGGCUGAGGAAGCCAGGAAGCAUUACCAGAAAUCCAAGAGCGUCCCCGGCCCGCUGCUCAUCAAGCUGAUCCAGCAGCGCCUGACGGACGAGGACUGCGUCAAGAAGGGCUGGAUCCUGGACGGCAUCCCCGAGACACGGGAGCAGGCGCUGGUGAUCCAGACCCUGGGGAUCGCCCCCAGGCACGUCAUCGUGCUGAGUGCUCCGGACACUGUGCUGAUCGAAAGGAACCUGGGGAAGAGGAUUGACCCUCAGACUCGAGAGAUCUAUCACACCACCUUCGACUGGCCCCCGGAACUUGAAGUCCAGAACCGUCUGAUAGAGCCAGAGGGCAUCUCAGAGCUGGAGACAGCCCAGAAACUGCUGGUAUAUCAUAGGAACAUCAUCAGGAUCCUUCCUUCUUACCCCAAAAUCCUGAAGACCAUCAAUGCUGACCAGCCAUGUGUAGACGUCUUCUACCAGGCUCUGACCUUCGUCCAAAGUGGCCAUCGCUCCAAUGCCCCAUUCACCCCGAGGGUGCUGCUGUUGGGGCCCAUGGGCAGCGGGAAGAGGCUGCAGGCUGGCCUCCUGGCCCAAAAAUAUGGCCUUGUCAACGUGUGCUGCGGGCAGCUGCUGAAAGAGGCGGUGGCAGACAAGUCAAAAAUUGGCGAGCUCAUCUGGUCCUUCUUGGAGAAGAAGGUGACAGUCCCUGACAGCAUCAUCAUGAAGAUGCUGGCUGAACGCCUGGACCGGCAGGACUGUGUGCAGAAAGGGUGGGUGCUGCAUGGCGUCCCCCGAGACUUGGACCAGGCACAGAAGCUCGACAGCCUGGGCUACAUCCCCAACAGGUGAGCGGUCUUGCCAGAGC
Molecule: messenger RNA, 1242 nt
Organism: Marmota monax (woodchuck)
Lineage: Eukaryota; Metazoa; Chordata; Mammalia; Rodentia; Sciuridae
Product: adenylate kinase 8-like
Exons: 10
Coding region: 324-1226 (300 amino acids)
Biological process (GO): nucleoside triphosphate biosynthetic process
Cellular component (GO): cytoplasm
Molecular function (GO): AMP kinase activity; ATP binding; nucleoside diphosphate kinase activity
Source: RefSeq, a predicted model, not a curated record